This is a messenger RNA of Microtus oregoni (creeping vole), 711 nucleotides long. RefSeq names its product translocon-associated protein subunit delta-like. The record is from RefSeq and is a predicted model, not a curated record. Gene Ontology annotation, cellular component: endoplasmic reticulum; endomembrane system; membrane. The coding region runs from base 118 to 549 and encodes 143 amino acids. The transcript is spliced from 5 exons. Lineage: Eukaryota; Metazoa; Chordata; Mammalia; Rodentia; Cricetidae.
CGGCCCAGCCGGACUGUGCACGAUUGGGUGUUGAGAUCGCUUACGCGUCGCGCUUCCUCGUCUGCUCCGCAUGUUCAGGGCGGCUUGCUCUCUUUUCCCUUCGGCAGAGAAGAGGCGAUGGCGGCGAUGGCAUCUUUCGGCGCCCUGGCGCUACUCCUGCUGUCCAGCUUAUCUUGCUGCUCAGCAGAAGCCUGCCUGGAGCCCCAGAUCACCCCUUCUUACUAUACAACCUCAGAUGCCGUCAUUUCUACAGAGACCGUAUUCAUCGUGGAGAUCUCACUGACUUGCAAGAACAGGGUCCAGAACAUGGCUCUUUAUGCUGACGUUAGUGGAAAACAGUUUCCUGUAACCCAGGGCCAGGAUGUGGGCCGAUAUCAGGCUCAGAGAAAUAAUGAGGACGUUUCCAUCAUCCCACCCCUGUUUACAGUCAGUGUGGAUCAUCGGGGCACCUGGAAUGGGCCUUGGGUCUCCACGGAAGUGCUGGCUGCAGUGAUCGGCAUAGUGAUCUACUACCUAGCCUUCAGUGCAAAGAGCCACAUCCAGGCCUGAGGGCAGCAUCCUCAGCCUUCUAUUGCUUCUUUCAAUAAACAGUUGCUAUCUGUCAUGAGUACAUUUAAGACACGGGACUCCUGUGUCUUUGGGGAGGGCUGGGAAUCCAGCUGCCCUUGUCUGCCUGGACAGUAGUGAUACUGAAUGGAUAAUUGUACUUUC